GAGAGGAGCGCGUGAGUAAAAGAGAGAGGAGCGCGUGAGUGAGAGAGAGAGUGUGUGUGUGUGUGAGUGAGAGAGAGCUUGUGUAAGUGAGAGAGUGGGUGAGAGAAACGGAACGAGACACCCAUAAUGACUCUUAUUACUAUCAGUGUAAAACAGGUUCACGGCGCACACACUGCUCACCACAGGAGCUGAGCAGCGAAUUUAAACCCUACUCAUACAGUCCCACUUCUGUCAUUAUUACUUCAUAGGUUAUUAGUUUAAAAUGUGAUUAUUCGUGAGACCGAACGCUUGUGGAAGUUGGUUCCCCGCGGAUAUUACGCGUGUCUGGCACUUUUUACCACGGGGUUAUGGAGCUUGUUGGCCGGCGUCUUCUGUGUGUAAACGGCCGUGGAGAGGAGCUCCAGCUUAGCGAUGUGGCGAGCUGGAGCUGGAGAGCCGGAGUCAUUCGAGCUGUCACCAGCCGAGAUACCGACAGCCCAACAACUGCUGUGUGUGUAGAGUGGGACGGUGAGCCAGCAGCAGAGCAUCAUUGGAGAAGGCUUAAGGAGGAGUGGGAGGUGUUUGUACUAGAGCAUGAGCUAGUGUGGGCCAGAAGGAGCAGCACCCCACCGGAGAACAGCUCUCCACAGCUUGCACUGGUUUUCCGACCCCUGACUGGCCAGAAUUAUGUGAAUGAAGUGGCAGUAGUGGAGUUCCUGUCGGACAGACAGCUGGAGUUUUACACAGACAGAGAAAAGCUUCGUCCAUGCGAGGUGGAAGUAAACGGUGUAAGUUCGAUACUGAGAGAGAAUCCUGCAUGCAGCCAGCAGCUUACAGCCUGGCUCAGACAGCGUCAUCUCCAGCACAUUCUUCAGCCAGGGCAUGGCUGUGUUAAGGGGCUCAGAGUAAAGGUGUUCAGACCCGAUUCCAAACCCCAGUGGCUCCAUGGCUUCGUCAGCAACUAUGACGACAACAGUGGAACCAUGACUGUUCUGAGUAACCAGGAAGCUGAACCUUUAAGAGUGGACCCCGCCCUUGUGCAUGUUUUGUUCCUGGAUGACAUUAGUCCGUCAUUAUUAAUGAAAGAAACCUCCACAACAGAACCCAAGCCUCAAACUAACAAUACCAACAGGACCAACCUGAACACAGAAAACAUGUCAAGCAACACUACAGCAACAGACCAGGCGUGUAACUCGGGCCCAGUGCAGAGGAAGCUGUGCAAACAAAACUCCAACUGCAGCCCAGCUGAGGACAAGACAGAAGGAAUGAGGGAAGGGAGGAGAGCCGACGAUUCGAGAGCAGACUCUGCUACCAGGAGGACCAACUACGGUGCGAGAAAAAAAAGAAAAGCAUUACAUGAGGAGGAGCAGAAUGAAAAUGAGAGGAGGAGAACCGGACUGAAGAGGCUGAAGAAUGACAUUGACUCUGACCUGUCUGAGGGUGCCGAAUCGGAGGGCAGCAACAUUGAAUCAAAGAGCCUGUCAAAAAAGUACUGCACUUUAAAGAAGACAUCCAAUUGUCAGAUGGUUCACGGUCCCACAGAACUUUUAGAACAUGACCUGAAGGCACACUCAUCCUCCGAAGGUGAUCUCUCUCCCAGCCAAUUAUCAGAGCUUGAAAGCCAGCAAGUACAGAAAAGUCCUCCUUUACAGUUCCAUUUACCUAGCACUUCUGGCAACAGAGAGUUUGGGGUAACCAGGUCACCCCAGUGCACGCUGGGAUCAGGUUGUAAUAAAGCAGAGGAGGGGACCAAAGUGGAAGUUAGUGAGAUGGAGGACAGAAGGGAAGGAACAUCACAAGAGGACUCGGAGGCUGUGUCCGCCUUGCUGGCAUCCCAGGAGAGUGAGCAACUGGUUUCCAUGGAGACUGCAUGUAUGUUAUUACACACAUUGCCCCCCGAGUGCAAUGGUCGGGAAGGUGAACCAUCAGGAGACCCAGAGGUCAGGAAGUCCACACAUACAGAGGUCAUCACACCAAGCUGUAAUUCAUCAGAAACGGUCCAGCUAGAGUCUAAAGUACAUCUAAGUCAAGGUUCCUCCAUGUCCUGCAGCACAGAAGUCGGUGCUAGUAAAGUACUUCAGCAAACUCUAACAAAUUCUCCUGGAGCUCCCAAACCUGUGCACCCUUCUCCUUGCUCUUCUCCUAAGGUGAUCUCCAAGCCUCCAGAGGUGAUUGACAUUUCUAAGCUGAAGUGUAGUGCCUCUCCUGAAGUCUCCAAGACAGAGGACAUCAGGUCUCUAGGCCCUACAGAGAAAGGCUUAGUUUGCCUUAAAAACUCACCUUGUCCCGAAGUGAUUUUGACCCCCACCCUGCAGCAGGUACAUGUCCCAUGUCAUAACCUAAAUGACUUUCCAGCUCAAUCUAAAACCCCACCUCAGAAUCUGGCACGUAGUCUCACUUGCACCCCACCACCAGAUAAACCAACCAAUAGCCCGCUGAUGAUUGACAGGAAUGAGCCCUUCACUGUCUACCGAGACCCAACUCUUGUUAGAAAAGAACUAGAGUACCAUCCCACCCAUGACCAGUCCCCUGGCACUGCACUAAACCUCCAUUCCAAACAUAACCUUAAAGAACUCUCUCCCUCUUCUAGCUCUCCCAGCCUCACCUCCACUAACUCCCACACCAAGAUCGUUAGCCUCGCUGCCCACAACUCGCCUCUUCCCCUCCCAUCCCAGACCCAUCUGUGCUGUUCUCAUCCCUCUAUCCCCCACCCCCACCUUCUCCCAUCUUUCCUGCCUAGUUUGCCCGCAUCUUCAGCACUCCUGGCUGGCCAUACUCGGCUGGGUCACCUGAGUGUCCCUCACCACCCACUGGCACUGCAGGCCACCCCGCCUAUUUUGGGCCAGAGCCCGGGUGCCACCCCACUGGCACCUUUGGGUCUGUACCCUUUCUUUUGGCACCCUUUGCACAAUGGGGCACAUGGGUAUCCUCUGGGACUGCCAGGGUCCAAGUGGUCACCUUCAGAGAGUGCAGGCAACUCCGAUGUCAGCCUGAGGAAGAACACACAAAGUCCCUGGCCUCCUUCAACCACUCCUGGAACAAGUGCAGAAGGUCAAGGGUUAUGUCCCCAGCUGCCUGUGCGUCCCUCAAGUGUAGACCCCCAGAGAAUGUCCAGAAAUGUUCAGUCCAGCACACUCGUUUCUAAAAGCGCAGAGGAAGUGGAAAGGAGGGUGUUCACAAAGACGCAGAGCUCUGUCCACAUGCCGCUAAAGACGGAUCAGGAGCAGAUGACAUCUAAAAUAGAAAAGACUGGGCGUACAUCUCAUCCGCCAGCAGCGGAUUCAACCUCCGCUCGCUCCAAACAGCCUCAGAUAGUGUAUGACCUAACAGUCGACCGCACCGGCCGCUACCAGGAAGAAAGUCGGCGUAUCCCACAGGAGGGCGUUGAGGUGGCACAGUUUACAGCCAGACUUGGCUCAGACAGAGAGACGUGGUAUUCCAAGAGCCCUACUAUAUCUCAAAAGGAAAGAGAUGCAGUGCGAGAAAGAGAAAUACACUUGUAUAGUCAUAAUGUGCCUGCCCGUUUACAGUCAGCCCAGCCCUCCCCGACACUUACCCAGAGUAGUUACUACAGCCCAGCAUCUGACAGUGUUGAGAACAUGCCUUCAGCGCGCAGAGCUCCACCCAGCAAGGAACUGUACGAGCAACUGAGUGUCCCAAACACUGGUGCCUCUGUCCUGCAUUUACCUAGUACACAGAACGCAGUCAAGGCCAGACCCCCACCUCUUGUCAAGUACCAGAAAGAGGAGGGUCUCCUGGUCAAGAUUACAGAGCAGCUAGCCUCAAAAGCAGUCUCUGUGGAGCCUCUGGAGCUCAAAAGCAUGGAUCGGAAAGGCUGUCCUGCUUCCUUCAUUCCAGGUUCUGUGUCCUCCCGUGCUACAACUUCACUGCACAGGGCGCCCAUCUUUCACCCUCCAGCCCUGCCCAGUACAGCAUCUAAAGAGGCAGGGAAGAAUAGGCUGUCUCCACCUACUCUGACACCCAUCCAACCGAUUAGUUUAUCUGGAAAGGUUCAGGAUGUACACAGACCACCUACUCUAAUGCCAGAGCUUAGACAUGGAGCAGUUGCCGGAAAGAGCGUGACUCCCGAUCCUGUAUACAUGACAAGCCAAGCUCACCAUUUGUACCAGGGCAAAAUUUUGCACAGCCGGGAGAGAGUGAUGGGAAGUCCAACAACCAAUGGAGUUGUAGUUAACCCACAGGCUGCCACUGCUUCCGUUAUUGUUCGUCCCGCCAGUUACACCCACCCACCCAUAAACCACACCAAACCUGACAGGUCACUAUCUCAAGGUCAGUGCGGGCAUGUGCAAACAUUUGAAAGUGUGUCAAAUACACAUUUAAAGGACGGCCAGUGUAAAAGGGGUGUCCUAUGGACCCCUGUAGAUACCGCACACCAUAAUAGCAUGAUCACUUCAAAGCAGGUCACUAACAUGCCCCUAAACAUGACCACUAAAAACAUAAAUACAAAUAAUAUUUUAAAUCACAUGUCAAAUUAUUCCACAGACGCAUGUCCUUUCUCAGACCUGGUAUCUGAACAAUGUGAAAACAAAGAAGCUGGGAUCAAAGUUUUUUCCAAGGUGGAUCCCUCUUCAACAUCCUGCUGCUCAACCAAAGGCCUUCCCCAUGUGAAGAAACACAGAGCUGGAUUAACUGCUUCAAAAUCAAGACAAAAUAUGCAAACAGUCCAGCUGCUACACACUACAGACAUCUUAAACUCUACUAAUAAUGUAUGUCACGCCUCACACAGUUGCUCUACAAACAGUUUGCACACAGUAUGUAACACACACACACAAGAGUCAGAGUCUGUAUUCAAUCCCAGCCCCCCGAAGCAUCCCAGGUUAGCCCCCAAGGUCCAUGGUGUUGUUGCCAACAAACCAGGCUCACUGGUUCAGCCUUCAGUUCAUAUUAAUCAACCAGCCCAAUCUAGUCAAAACAACUACCACAAACUGAAAAAAGCUUGGCUGACCCGUCACUCUGAGCAGGACAGAGGUAGUGCCAACUUCGAGAAAGCUGACGUAAGUCCGACAGUCGGUGUCUCUUUGCCAUUCAAACAGGGGGUAAAUGGUUUUGACAACAAAUGGUCCACACAAGAGGGCAAAGGAUCCAGUCAGGACAACAUAAAGUCCAAAAUCCCAGACAGGAUGAAUGUACCUGAAGACAGGAAUUGCAGGGGGAGCAAUAAGUCCAACACAGAGGACAAGAAACCUGUCACAGAGGAAAGGAAAGCUGUUUUGGAAGAUGUAAAACCUGUAUUAGACAAAAAUGGCAACUUGGUGAAAAAAAAGAAGCCAAGCACUCAGAACAAGAUGCAAUGUGUUAAUGAUCGACAGCCAAGCUCAGAAACCCAAACUGACUUUAAAAUUGAGAAGAACAGUAAUGGGGAGAAACUGGCCUUUUCAGAAAGCCGUCAAAAUGAAAAUGGAGGUGACUUAGAUAAUGAAAGCGAGAAUCGAAAAUGUGAGUCAGCGAGACUCAGCAAGAACCAGAACAAAACCACAUUUAAGAAGAAGCAGAAUGGACAGCAGAGAAAGAGAGGGGGAAAUGAGAAAGAGGAGGAUGAAGAGCGGAAAGAGGAAAAUCGGGGCAAGCCUAAUGGCACUCAUCGGACAAUCAAAGAGAAGUCUCAGCACAGGCUGCCCAGCAAUGGCAUUCCUCGUUCCGUAAUGAAGGACUGGAGGAAGGUAAAGAAGCUGAAACAGAGUGGCUCAGCCUUCCUACAGGAUGACUCGUGUGCAGAGAUCGGGGCUAAUGUGCAGAAAUGCUGCGAGUGCAGACUAGACCGCUCACGCAAGACUCAGGAGACUGCCAUCUCACCUGUCUUCUGCCGCUUUUACUACUUUCGCAGACUUUCAUACAGUAAGAAUGGAGUGGUCCGUGUAGAUGGGUUCUCUGCUGUGGAGGAGACCAACGAAGAGGCGGUGAGGGUGUGGACGGCAGGCUUUGAGGAAGGAGAGAGGAAAGAAAUGGAACUGGACACAGCCAAAUACAUUCUUACACUCAUAGGCGACAAGUUCUGUCAGCUUGUCAAGACAGAAAACAAUGCUCUCACAUGGGUCAGGAAAGACACCCAGGUGAUGUGGAAGCGGGCAGUGCGAGGUGUGAGGGAGAUGUGUGAUGCAUGUGAGGCUACGCUGUUUAACAUGCACUGGGCCUGUCACAAAUGUGGCUUUGUGGUCUGUAUGGACUGCUACAAAGCUCGUGAGAUAAGGAGCGCUAAGGAUAAGGAGCUAUAUAUCUGGGUUAGAUGUGUGAAAAAUCAACAACAUGACCUUAAGACCCUUAUGCCUACACAAAUAGUCCCGGAAACUAUAUUGGCUAAGCUGCAGAGCUCAAUGCAUUCUAUAAGAAUAGAGUAUGGCAUUCCUUCUCAGUGCUCCUGCAAUGGCAACACUCCCUUCCUGUCCAGACCCCCUGUCUGCUAUAGUCUGUCACAGCAUUCAGAGAGGGCACAAUUCAACUUGAAAAGCCAGAAAAGCUCUGCACAGGUCCCAGAUCAACAGAAGAGCACACAUGACACACUUCACAAGAAUCCCACAGAGAAAAAAGGAAAAUUACAGGGUGAUGAGUUGGAGGUUCAAGGCAGGAAGUCUAGCAGCCCAGAACAAGGCUCCACCUUGCGUGACCUGCUGACCUCCACAGCUGGAAAACUGAGGCUGGGCUCUACUGGUCCUGGAAUAGCCUUUGCACCAGUUUACCACAAUACUGAUCAGAAUACUCACAUUCCCAACCUCCUGGAUGACAUUAUUGCUUCUGUAGUGGAGAACAAGAUUCCAGCCACCAAAAUGAACAAACUGGGGUUAAAACUGGAUUUGCAAACAGAAAAGGAGGUGGAGAUGAAACCAGAAAAGGUGAAGCCCGCUCGAAUCCCAUUGGCUGACCCACAUACCAGUGUCCCUCACGAAUGGAUAGGCAGCCACCGGCUGCUCUGGCUUAAAGAUCAUCAUCACCUAGGCAACCAACGGCUGUUCAAAGAGAACUGGACGCAAGAACAGCCAGUGCUGGUCUCUGGGUUGCACAAGAGUCUGAACACCAGUCUUUGGAAACCAGAAGACUUCAGCAAAGAGUUCUCAUCCCUUCACAGUGACUUUUACAACUGCCGAGAUGGGAGCAUCACAAACACCUGCGUCAAGGACUUCUGGGAUAGCUUUGAGGAUGUGUCAAAGAGACCCAAAUCUGCUAAAGGUGACACUGCAGUGUACAGACUGAAGGACUGGCCAUCAGGAGAAGAGUUUCUAGCUCUGAUGCCAUCCAGGUAUGAAGAUGUGAUAAAGUCUUUGCCUAUUCCUGAAUACACUGGUCCAGAUGGUGCCCUCAACCUGGCCUCUCGCCUGCCAACAUUUUUUAUCCGGCCAGAUCUAGGUCCUCGCCUCUGCUGUGCUCAUGGUGUGACAUCUUGCCCAGAACAGGACUUUGGAACCAGCAAUCUGCAUGUUGAAAUUUCAGACACUAUGAGUAUUCUAGUCUAUGUUGGCAUCGCCAAGGGCAGUGGAGCUCUUUCCAAAGCAGGGGUGUUGAAGCUUUUAGAGAGGGAGGCUUUGGAUGAAAGUGCAAAGAAAAGGCUAAAAGAUUUCGGUGAAACCCCCGGUGCACUGUGGCACAUCUACCUGAGUAAAGAUCUCCAUAAAAUCCAGGAAUUUCUUCGAAUGGUAUCAGCAGAGCUUUGUGAAGGUCCUGAAGUUGAUUCUGAGGCAGAAUCAGAUACUGAGACAGACCCUCUUCGUGAAAAUAGCUGGUACUUGAGCCCAAAGAUGAGGCAAAGGCUGCUGGAGGAAUACGGUGUGGAAUGCCGCACGCUGUUGCAGUUCUUCGGGGAUGCUGUAAUUAUCCCUGCUGGAGCUCUGCACCAGGUAAUGAAUCUGCACAGUUGCGUUCAGGUGAAUGUGGAUUUUGUGUCCCCUGAACACGCCCACAACUCUUAUUACUUGACCCAGGAUCUCCGCACUCUCAAAGACCAGGUGAACUAUGAAGAUAAACUACAGGUGAAGAACAUCUUCUACCACUCAGUAAAGGAUGCUGUGGCUGCACUGAGUCAACAUUUAAAGGAGCAGAGCACAGCUGACAUAAAGGAGGAAGAGUGUUGACAGUUUGUCUCUUCAAACCAGAUUUCUUAGCAUUACACCUUGUGCAGACAAUCUCCAGAUCCUUUCUGAGGAACCGCUGCUCUAAGACCAAAGCUGGUGCUGCACUCUGUACCCAUUUUACUUCCAUGCAAGGACCCAUCACUUCAGCCCAAUAUGUCAGUAUGGUUUUUAUUUUUUUUAUUUUGACCUCCAUAUUCCCCAGUGCUCAGUCCCAUCCUGGUUUCUUCCUGCUUGGACAGGAAGAGAAGAAAGGUGAGUUGUGGCUGAAGAGUAGAAAAGAGGAGGUGGAACACUGUUUUUUAAGCAAGCAUCUGUAAAGAAGGAAUAGAGGUAAACUGCUAAGCACAACACUGCAGCUCUCACAUGCUCUGUGUACAGUGGAUAUGUAUUAUGUUCAGAAGACGGUGCUCUAAGGAAGCUGUUAACUGCACUGUCUGCAAAGUUUUAGGAGAGCAGCUAAACUAACACAACCAUCGCAGCAUCCCAUUAUUUCAGCCAACGCCAAGCUGAUAGCUUUUAUCGUUCAUGUUUAUAGGUAAUAUUAAAUUAUUAACCAUUCUGGCUGGUAAUCACUGUGCAAAAGGGAAACACAAAAAUACAGUACAUACAGUAUAUGUUUGUUAAAAGUAAAAAAACUUUACAUUUUUCAACUGAAGUAUAAUAUGUAAAUAAGCAGAAUAUACAUAUAUAAUAUAUUAUGAAUUUUCUAUAUGGUGUGCUUUAUUUGAUGUAUGUGUUGUUUGCUACUGGAUGUACAGUACAUUGGAGCUAAAGAGAUGUUUUACAUUUUCCAUUAAAAUGGAAUCAAUCUGGAACAUUUUUUGUCUGCAAAGUGGUACCUGCUCGAUGAAUGAAUAAAAAGACUGUUAUGAAGACUGUUCCAAGGUGCCCCUGAUCAGAAAUGACUGCACAGUGCUCAAGAAAUGAUUUAUUAUUUCAGACAGAAAGCUACUGUUUUUAUAUGCAUUCAGGAAAGAUGUAUUAAACACAGCAGGCUACAGUAGUUAGAAUGCAAGCCGACAAUUACUUAAAAAUGAAAUAAUGAAUGUGACUUGAAAGCGGAUUUUUAUAGAUUGCAAAAUAUUAAACCAUUGAA
Trichomycterus rosablanca is the source of this 9156-nucleotide messenger RNA. RefSeq names its product jumonji domain containing 1Ca (gene jmjd1ca). Gene Ontology annotation, molecular function: transcription coregulator activity; histone H3K9 demethylase activity; chromatin DNA binding. Gene Ontology annotation, cellular component: histone deacetylase complex; chromatin. NCBI's taxonomy places the organism in Eukaryota, Metazoa, Chordata, Actinopteri, Siluriformes, Trichomycteridae. The record is from RefSeq and is a predicted model, not a curated record. The transcript is spliced from 27 exons. Gene Ontology annotation, biological process: regulation of transcription by RNA polymerase II. Bases 348 to 8060 code for a protein of 2570 amino acids.